This is a messenger RNA of Cordyceps militaris CM01, 510 nucleotides long. RefSeq lists its product as uncharacterized. Bases 1 to 510 code for a protein of 169 amino acids. The record is from RefSeq and is a predicted model, not a curated record. The transcript has 3 exons. NCBI's taxonomy places the organism in Eukaryota, Fungi, Ascomycota, Sordariomycetes, Hypocreales, Cordycipitaceae.
AUGACUGCAUCCAAGAACCGACGCUCACCCCACCACACGCCCGCUCCGGACAAAGCAACAACGGUCAAGUGCGGAACCAGAAGCGACGCGGCACAAGGACCAUCAGCCACCGGCACCCAAAAGCCACCAGACUGGUCCCGUCGUGUUACCUGCUCGUACAGUCCCUCUGCUCUUCGCCAUUGGCUUCUCUUCACCGUCGUCGCCUCACACAUGCGCCAGCCACCCAAUACCACCAUGACCUCCACGCAACCACUCGCGACACCAUCCACGCCAAGCUAUCCAGGCAUGCUUACGGAUACAAACUCUUGUCUCACCAUGCUCAAUAAUAAAGGCCAGCUCGGCCCAGCCCAGUCUAGCCCACACCCUCCCGACCCUCCGCCGGCCGGUCUUGCAUCCUCCUCAUCCUGUGACGGGCUAUUGGCCGCUUUGCCACGGAUCUCAACGGCGUCGUCGCUCCUCGGCUGCCCUGACGGUGCUCAAAAUUUCCUUCUCGAACAAGACACGCCAUGA